Molecule: messenger RNA, 1167 nt
Organism: Sorex fumeus (smoky shrew)
Lineage: Eukaryota; Metazoa; Chordata; Mammalia; Eulipotyphla; Soricidae
Gene: CHST4
Product: carbohydrate sulfotransferase 4
Exons: 1
Coding region: 1-1167 (388 amino acids)
Biological process (GO): carbohydrate metabolic process; N-acetylglucosamine metabolic process; protein sulfation
Cellular component (GO): Golgi membrane
Molecular function (GO): N-acetylglucosamine 6-O-sulfotransferase activity
Source: RefSeq, a predicted model, not a curated record
AUGGCGGUCCCCAGAAGGGUGAAGCUCCUGCUCUUCCUGCUCGGCCCGCUGGCCCUGGGCAUCCGCCUGCUGGUCCGCUACACCCACGGCUCCCACUCGCAGCCGGCGGGCACCAGGCCGCAGCCCACGCACGUGCUGGUGCUGUCGUCGUGGCGCUCGGGCUCCACGCUGGUGGGCCAGCUCUUUGGGCAGCACCCCGACGUCUUCUACCUGAUGGAGCCCGUGUGGCACGUGUGGAUGACCUUCCCCGGGAGCAGCGCCCACCGCCUGCAGAUGGCCACGCGGGACCUGGUGCGGGCCGUCUUCCUCUGCGACAUGAGCGUCUUCGAGGCCUACGUGGAGGCCGGGCUGGCCAACGGCUCGGGGCUCUUCCUGUGGGAGAAGAGCCCGGCGCUGUGCUCCCCGCCCGCCUGCAGCCUCUUCUCCCGGGACCAGAUCAUCCUCCCGAGCCUCUGCAAGCGCGUGUGCCAGCCGCGGCCCCCGCGCGUCGUGGCCGAGGCCUGCAGCGCCUACAGCCACGUGGUGGUCAAGGAGGUGCGCGUGCUCGGCCUGCGGGCGCUCGCCCCGCUGCUGCGGGACCCGGCGCUCAACCUGCACAUCCUGCACCUGGUGCGCGACCCCCGCGCCGUCUUCCACUCCCGGGCCCUCCUGAGCGGGGAGCUGGAGAACGACGACCGCUUGGUCCUGGGGGCGCGGUGGCAGGCGGCGGCCCCGGGGGAGCGGCCCUACUCGGUGCUGCGCGCUGUCUGCCAGGGCCACCUGGAUGUGUUCCGCGCCGCGCAGGCCUGGCCGCCCACCCUAAGGCGCCGCUACCUGCUGGCGCGCUAUGAGGACCUGGUGAGGGAACCGCUGGCCCAGACGGCCCGCAUGUACGCGUUUGCCGGGCUGGAGUUCUUGCCACGACUGCAGAGCUGGGUGUAUAACAUCACACGAGGCCGGGGCUUGGGGAGCGACCCCUUCAAUGUGGAUGCCAGGAACGCCCUGAGGGUCUCCCAGGCCUGGCGCGGGGCCUUGCCCUACGAAAAAGUGGCUCGGAUUCAGAACGUCUGCCUGCAGGCCAUGGACACGCUGGGCUACCGGCUGGUCGCCUCGGAGCAGGAGCAGAGGAACCUGUCUCUGGACCUCCUGGCCCCAGGCCCCCCUCCCAGCCAGACCACCAGAGGCUGA